AUGGCUGAUGAACAAGCUAAUCUUGAAAAUGCUAAUCUCGAAAAUUCUAGAGUUGAAAAUCCUAGAGCUGAAAAUGAAAAUUUAGCCCCAAUGACUCUAAGGGAUCACUUCGUACCCUCAACAUAUAUAUCUCCAUCAUGUAUUGUCAUGCCCAAUGUCGAGGCUCAUCAUUAUGAGAUCAAAUCUACCAUAAUCCGAAUGCUUCCAAUUUAUCAUGGGUUUGAUAAUGAAGACCCUUAUAAACAUCUUGAUGAGUUAUUGGAAAUCUGCUCCACCAUCAAGAUGAGGGACUUCCCCCAAGAUGCACUUCGUAUACUUCUCUUCCCAUUUUCCCUAAAAGAAAGAGCAAAUUCUCGUAGAGCUUCUACUUCUAAUGUUGGGAAACCCUCAAAUUCGUGCCAACUACGGACUCUAAGGGAAGAAGCCUCUCAAGUGGAUGCCAUAACCCACAAAGUUUUUGAGCUUGUGGCACCAUAUCUCUCAUCUUCUCAGAAUUCUCCAUCCAGUGCUAUGUGUGCACAUUGCACAAGCACUUUUCAUAAUGCAGAAGAUUGCGCCAUACCGAAGCAAUUUUCUGGAGGUAUGCCAGAACAAGCCAAUGCCAUGUUCUUUCGCCCUGGAAAUAAUCCUUAUUCCAAUACUUACAAUAUAGGUUAG
Cornus florida is the source of this 657-nucleotide messenger RNA. RefSeq lists its product as uncharacterized. The transcript has 2 exons. The coding region runs from base 1 to 657 and encodes 218 amino acids. Lineage: Eukaryota; Viridiplantae; Streptophyta; Magnoliopsida; Cornales; Cornaceae. The record is from RefSeq and is a predicted model, not a curated record.